AUUAUGUUCAAAAUUGUUCAUCAUAUGUAAAUAUAAAUGGUUUGUCUAUAUAUAAAUAUUAAAUGUAAAUGUUAAAUAUAAAUGUUAAAUGUAAAUGUAAAUAUAAAUGUUAAAUAUAAAACUUAAAUAUAAAUAUAAAUGUUAAAUAUAAAUGUUAAAUGUAAAUAUAAAUAUAAAUGUUAAAUGUUAAAUAUAAAACUUAAAUAUAAAUAUAAAUGUUAAAUAUAAAUGUUAAAUGUAAAUAUAAAUGUUAAAUGUUAAAUAUAAAUGUUGAGAACGUAUGCUAAUUAGCCACGCCCAUCUGCGUAGAAAUGGGCGGGACCGACGAGAGCGUGCUAAGUGGUUGCAGGUUAGAGCUGAUAAAGAACAACAUGGCGAAUUCCGCUCAAUUAGAGGUUAUUGAACGUGCUGUUUUGGCAGGUGUUCGCGCGGCAUUAAAUGGCAUUGCCACACAAGCGGGAGCAGCAUCAUCUACGUCUUCUACAGUGACAUCGGAUGGCAGCCUAAACCAGAUUUCCAAAGAGGACAUUGAGAAUUUGCUGUCACUAAGUUUGACAUUAACUGAGGUAGCAUCAGUCCUGGUGAUUUCCAGACCCACAUUAUACAAAUAUAUGCAAGAGUACAAUAUUCCACAAUCCAAGUUUUCCAGUAUUCCAGAUGAGGAAUUGGAUGCUAUGAUUAACCAAAUAAAGUCAGAACAUCCACAUGCAGGAGAAGUAAUGCUGAAUGGACAUCUACGUUCCAGAGGCAUCAUUGUGCAGAGAAGGCGUCUACGAGAGUCAGUGAAAAGGAUUGACGGUACUGGUCUCGAAUCAAGGAGAAGAACAGCAGUUCAUCGACGUGUUUAUGCUGUACCCUGUCCAAAUUAUAUCUGGCACGUGGAUGGAAACCAUAAAUUGAUUAGGUGGAAACUGGUUGUACAUGGUGCAAUGGAUGGAUACAGUCGGAUGUUGAUGUUUCUUAGGUGUUCCAACAACAAUCGAGCUGAAACUGUCAAGGACCUUUUCAGUACAGCUGUCAGUGAAUUUGGCAGGCCUCUCCAUGUUAGAACUGAUCACGGAGGGGAAAAUGUCCAGAUUUGGCAGGACAUGAGACUGCACCGCGGUGAAACAUCUGUACUAACUGGAAACUCAGUACAUAACCAAAGAAUUGAACGGUUCAAUCGGGAUUUAAACAGGAACUGUAGUCAUGUUUACGCUCCCAUUUUUUAUGAGCUGGAAUCAAUGGAGGCUUUGAAUGUAGAAAAUGAAACUGAUUUAUUUUCUUUGCAUUUUGUAUAUAUUCCAAGGUUAAAUCGCACACUGGAUGAGUUUAAAGAUGCAUUUAACAAUCAUUCAAUCUCCUCUGAAGGGAACAGAACACCAGUUCAGCUUUACACAGUGGAUAGACAUCUUUUGUUUCUUAACAAUCCAGAUGUUGCUAGCGAAGAAAGAACAGUAAACUCCACAUCCACCAUGAACCAAACAUCAACACCUUCGCAUAUGAACUAUUCAUUUUCCCCUUUGAAUGAACAGGGUUUACAAGAGUUGUUUGAUACAGUAAACCCCCUUGACAACGAUGGUAACAACGGAAAGACAUUAUUCCUGAGAGUACAGGAGUUUGUGUUUAACAAAAUUAUGAAUGAGCAAUGAGCUGUGUGUGUAAAUGAGAUGUGUGUGUAAAUGAGCUGUGUGUGUGGAACGCUAGAUACUUUUGACUAGUCUACACAGUACUGAAAAUGCCACCAUUCAUGAGAGCCACAAUAAAAUGAUAAUCAAAUGCAGUGUCAUCUGCCAAAUUCUUUGUAUUUAUAAAAAUCAGAAGCUCGUUUGAGCAUGUGUGAGCAAGUGGAAGGUGCUUCAUCUCAUCGUGAACAAAGGUGAGCUUGGGACUAGGACUGAAUCCAACUGCAGGGACUUUGCUGCUCCCUGUUGCAAAAGCAAGUACAUGUGCAGGACUCAAGGUCA
Molecule: messenger RNA, 1946 nt
Organism: Brienomyrus brachyistius
Lineage: Eukaryota; Metazoa; Chordata; Actinopteri; Osteoglossiformes; Mormyridae
Exons: 2
Coding region: 312-1631 (439 amino acids)
Biological process (GO): DNA integration
Molecular function (GO): nucleic acid binding
Source: RefSeq, a predicted model, not a curated record